GAAAGGGACAUGCGCGCGCCUUCACUUCCUCCACAGCUUCUUUUUGGUCUGUGUGUUGAUAGCGGCUUUUGCUUCCACACGUGCAAUCUUUCCUAUGCGAAUCUCUCUCUCUGGGGUUCGUUUACACGCUCAUCCUGCUCUGUCUAAAAGGUUAAUUAAUUUCGGUGUUGACUGUUUGAUCUUUUUUAACAAAAGUGCGCAGCCGCUCGCAUAGCGGGGGCAGAGGUUACGGCUGGAAGUUUAGCCGGCUGUUAGCAUGCUGCUGCUGCUGUUAGCUAGCUGAUGCGUCUACUUUUUGUUGUGUUGCCGCUAAUGUUGGCUAGCUAGCAACUAUAACAAGACGGGGCUUCAAGAGUGACAAACGCACUUGACCAUACAUGUGUUUCUCUGCGUACAGUGAGGAUGAGCCGCUCAAUUUGUGUCUCCUUCUUCUUCCCAGGUGUUAAGCCAUAGAAACCGACAACCAUGGGGGCUUAUCUGUCGCAACCUAACACGACCAAGAGCUCGUCCGAUGGCGGCAACAGCAAAAUGAGCUUCGGCUUCUCUGCCAUGCAGGGCUGGCGGGUCUCCAUGGAGGUGAGGCAGAAAAGGAGGGCCGGGAACAGAGACCAGAUGCAACUCUUUCCCUGGAAAACCUCUAAGACAAAAUGUACCCUAUGGUUUAAAUGGCGGGAUGUAGAGAGUGUGUACGUGUGUGUGUGUGUGUUACCUCCCUCUGAGCACUGCUGUCGGUCUGUCUGUCUGUCUGUAGGAGGCUGAAUCAUGUCUGUGCAGAGUUCACUCAAGUUUGUCACACGGGCAAAAAAAGUGCAUUACUAUAAGACUGCUCUACUACAAAUUCUUCUUUCAGGAGAUUUAUACGUUUUCAGUUUCAUUAACAUAUUUAGAAAGGUGAGUAUUGUACUGUAAAAAUUAGGAUUUGGUAGGUGGGGUGUCCAGGAUUGUUAUACUGUGUUCUGCAUGUUUUCUUUAUUUCUUUAACAUGAAAGGAGCAAAAUAUUUGGGGACGUCUUUCAGCAUGAUGAACUCCAGCACACCACCGACACCCAGUGUAACUUGAACAAUUAUUUGAAACAAUAAUUAUCACCUGUCUAAUUAUGUUAUCAAAAUUGGAAAUAUAAAAGCUUCCUUAAGGUAGAACUUUUUGCAGCGCUGUGGAGUUAAGUUGUAUGCAUUUGCCUGAAUGUUCAUAAUGCCUAUUUCUCAGAGUAUAAUGUGCAUAGAUGAAAGUUAUCCAUGAAGACUCUCCAGUACUUCGUAGUGAAACAACCCUAAAUGAGGAGUGACUUUUUUUCUGUUGUGGGCUGAACUUAGCAGCUUUGGCUGUGUUUGAAAUGAAUCACUCAAUCCCAAACCCCAUAUGGGGUUUUACUAUGUAGUUGACUAUCUAGUGAACUCAGUCACCGGGGGUUUCGGACACUAAAUGGCAAGACGCAGUGCAUGACGGGAUGCCCACCACCGGAGAGUGACCAUCGGAUGGUCACUACAUUUUGCAAUACUUCAUGGGAAAUUUUGAGUCGCCCAUAUAGGGCACUGGAAUUGAUCAAUCAGGUUUCGGACACCCCUCAAAAUGGCACUAACCCCCAUAUAGUCGCCUAUAUAGGGGUUGGAUCCAUUUCGGACACAGCCAAUGUCUUAUCAGAUAAGUCAUAUGGAGAGAUGAUCAAAGACUGUGUCAAGGCAUAUGUUACAUCCUAGCAGUAAUACACUAGUAUUCAGGUAGUAAACACUGGAAACUGGUGGUGAAAAGUUUUUACCUGAAGAAUAUGAAUGACCAUGAAUUGAACCAAUUUAUCUGGUUUUAAACUGUCUGCAAAGUGGUGUACAUAUCUGUUUGUCCUGUUACAGGAUGCUCACAACUGUAUCCCAGAGUUUGACGAGGAGACCGCUAUGUUCUCUGUAUACGAUGGACAUGGAGGUAACACAUUUUAUCCAUGCACAGUCUUUUAUAUGUGGUAUAUAAAGAGGCAUUUUUCAGCCUUGAACACAAACUUGGAAAAUCACUCAAUGUGAUACUGUCAUUUUACAACAAAACUAUAAAAUCACAUUGACUUUUCAGUGUGAUAUUGUCAUUUUACAACACACUACCAAUGAUUCCUUUUUCAAAACUUAAACUCUUACUCAAAAUUCACUGUAGUAAGCCACUAUGAGCCAGCGGAGAUACAUAUGAGAGAUAUGUUCCCUUCUUUUUAAUUUUUGGAUAACUCCCCACCUUUGUUUGUUUAGUGUCGAUAGUUUUUUCUCUUUUAUUGUUUUACACACCUUGUUGAGAACUAUGUUUGCACACACCCCACCUGGCCCUUUAUAUUACCUGUUGAUCCCAUGUAGGCGAAGAGGUGGCUCUGUACUGUUCAAAGUACCUUCCUGACAUCAUCAAGGAGCAAAAGACCUACAAAGAUGGAAAACUGCAGAAGGUGAGAAGCCAUAGAAACCAGAACAUUAAAUUGUUGUUUUCAAAGCAGAAACUUUCAUGAUCCAAAACUGUGUUGCUGAGCUGAGGUUUGGAAAAAAUGAUUCAUAGAUUCAUUGAGACGUAUAGAUUUUGGUCCUGAAUUCCUAGUCAUCAGGUGAAAAUUUUGCAGGACCCUCUAUUGCUAACACAGCAUGAUGUUACUUGUAACACAGUUUGUCAGAAAAGUUGUGAGAAGAGGAUGAUUGAGGACAGCAGCCAAUGUUCAAAAGUUACACUGACUUCAUAAAGAGAAGGACACAGCAACGCAUAACAUGCUGCUAAGACAUUUCAUUCAAGAGAGGAAGCACGCCAAUAUGAUGAAGCAUUUACUUCAGCACAGUAUCAAUUAAAAGUGAAUGAGCUGUAUUCAAUGGGCUGCAGUCUCCUGUUCACAAAAACACCCCAGAUACAGCUAGCAGUAGCAGCUGUAAUAAUGGCUCAGCACAAUCUGGUACAAAACACAAUUGCGCUUGAUUUAUAUUGGGUUUGGCAAGCCAUGUAUAGGUAUGGUUUGUUUGUGUAGUUUUUGCUUGUAGUUCUAGUUAAACUAUCUUUAUGAGAGAGUCAUUUGCAAAUGGAAAAAAAAAAGUCAAGUCAGUUAACGGUUCACUUUUAAGAGUCCAAUUGUUCCAACAUUGAAAGUGGGCUGAUAUUUACUUCUUAGUGUUGUCAUCAUUUUUUGGCUCUCCAAAAUAAUGGAAUCAGAAUCAAUACGGAGCCUGCCCUAGUCAUCGAACACCUCCUAACUGAUCUUUUCACACAUUAUUUCCAGGCUCUGGAGGAUGCCUUCUUGGCCAUCGACAAAAGAAUAACCACAGAGGACGUUAUCAAAGAGCUGGUCCAGAUCGCUGGACGGCCAACAGAGGAGCCUCCUGUUGAAAAGGUGGCGGAGGAGGAUGACUGUGAGUACACACAAAGUUACAACAAUUCUUACAUUGUAACGUGUGGUGCUUCUGUGAGACAUUUUUAAGCGUAGAGCGAAAUUAGUUCAUGCUGAAAGGUAACAGAGUGUUGAUAUUUAGCAUAAAGCUUUAAAUCAGGUGGAAGUUUGUACAACUAUGGCAAACACUAAAAGAAAUGUCCAGGGUUAAACAUUAAAUUAAAAACUAUGUAGUACAACUGAUACAGUGUCUCCUUAAGUGCAUAUGUGUCCUCUGCUGGUCGGUUACAAACAUUUGAGAUGGUGGUAAUGACGACUUCUGUGCUGUUUGUUAGUGGAAAAUGAAGAAGCCGCUCUGCUCCAUGAGGAGGCCACCAUGACCAUAGAGGAGCUGCUGGUCCGCUACGGCCAGAACCUCAAUGCUGUCAAGCACGCAAGUGCCAUCAGGUAACAGAGAAUGUCUUUUUACUUGAACAUUUUUUACCCUGACUCAAACGUAAGUGUUUCUUUGAAAAUGUAUUUGGAGCCUGAAGUAUGAAUGAAGUUCAGGGACUUUUCCUUUUAAAAAGUAAUGGCUCUCAGUAGAAACUCUGUACUCAGAAGUUUUUUCAGUCAGCAUCUCUCCAGAAUCAAUUGCACAUUGUUCUCCCCGUGAAAUCGGUUGCUUAGCACCUGAAAAAAAGGACAAAGUUACUAUUGAAAGUUUGUAUGAACUUCAUUUGAUGAAUUAAUUGGAGUAUGAUGUGUAGACCUUGAGAGAUCAUCUUGAGUCCUUUUUUGUGUGUGUGAAAGAAUUUCUCAAAUUUUUCUCCUUGUGUUUUUUCUUCCUAGUGCGGCUGCUAAGAAAGCAUCAGCGGAGGGCUCUGGAAGCAAAGAAGAAAGUGGCAAAGCUCAGAAGAAAGAGGGAUUGAAUGGAGAGGUGGAGGAGGAGAGUAACGGGAAGGGGAAGGAAGAGGAAGGAGCAGCAUGCGGGUCCAAGCUGAGAGCCUGUCGAAGAGCAGGAGGAGGUGAAGGUAGCGCCUCAGGUAUGAAAACUUUGCGUGUUCAUGCUUCACUUAAAAGCCAACUUAGAUAUUGAAAUGUAACCUAUUGCUCCUCGGUCCCUUCAACUACAGCAUGUUGACCCUUUUUCUCUCCUCUACAGCGUCCGCCUGUGGAGGCUCCGGGAGUUCAAAUGGAGAAGAGAAGGCUGGUAAGGCAGAGGGAGACGCUGGUCCCUCCUGCUCCUCUCUGUCCUCAAAGGCCACAGGAGACUCAAAGUCCAAGUUCUUUGAUGACAGUGAGGAGUCUGAGGAGGGAGAAGAGGAGGAGGGCAGUGAAGAAGAAGACGGCAGUGAAGAGGAGGAAGGUGACAGCAGCGAGCUGGAGGAGGAAGAGGAUACAGAGGAAGGAGAGGAAGACUCCGAGGAUGAAGAAGAGGAGGAGGAAAUGUGUCUACCUGGGAUGGACGGCAAGGAGGAGGUGAGUGCAAAAAUGCGACUGGGUGAAGUUUAUUGACUGUAACUGAUGCUGUGGUGCACACAACAUUAACUCUGUGGCUAUAGGCAUCUAUGGCUCAUUAAAAAGCUUUUAGGAUUUUGUGUGGGAAGCAUCAUUCUGGUGCAGAUGUCCCGAGGAUGGAGCCGGAUCAGCAUUUAGAGAGGACAGUUUCAACUAGUUUGCUUCCUGUGCCAAUCUAACCUGAAGAAUCAUGUAACUCAGAAUAAUAAGUGUUUCUUUACUUAAACUAUUGUACCAUAGCCUGAUUUUACAGAGGACUCUGAUAUCGCUUAGUCAUUUGUUCAUUUCAUUCCUGGGGUUGGUUAGGUUUGGGGGGAUUAUUCAGAUUUUUUUUAUACUUUGGUUUGUUUGUCAUUCUGAGCGAUGCAGCGGUGUAAACACUGUCGUCUCUUCUGUCUGCAGCCUGGUUCAGACAGCGGCACCACAGCUGUCGUGGCUCUCAUCAGAGGAAAACAGCUGAUUGUGGCCAACGCUGGAGACUCCCGCUGUGUGGUAUCUGAGCGCGGUAGGUCAUGGGGUACCUUGAUGGGGUUGCUGAUCUGUGGUAAUUGUGUGAAAUCAAAAUGUCCAACAAAUGUCUCAUUUUCCUGCUUUUUUUGUCCCAUCCCUUCAUUCUCCAGUUUCUGUUGAUAUGCUGCUUAACAGACUACUUUUAGUCUGUGAAUAAAAUGAAAUAUUUUUAGGGGAGGAAGGCUGCUCUUUUAUUCACAACCAGAGGAUACCAUUUUGUUAGCCAUUUGACUUCUGUUAAGAAGCAAAUGAUAACAGAAUUAUUCUAUGUUUAAUUUUAUUUGAAGUGAUAACCAUUUAAGUACCGUAUUUUUCACACUAUAAGGCACACCUGAUUAUGAGGCGCGAUGGAUUAUAAAGCGCAUUAAGCCAAACAAAACAGUCAGAUAAGUCAAACUUUAUUUAACUCGUUCAAUAACUCCGCGAGGCUAUGGUAGCUGCAGUGCUCCGACAAGCCAAAAGGAUUUAAGUGCGCCUUAUAGUGCAAAAAAUACGGUAAUGACAUUGUGACUCGGCUCACCUUAAGGGUUCUGUCUUGAAGUUCUUAAAUGCAGAAACUCUUGUUGUAGUCACAUCAAGAAGGAGCGACUAGUUUGAGGGCUCAGCCCUCGCAUGGUGCCACUGAAAUGCUUGAAGCUGUUCUUAUAUUAAAUAAGAAAAAGAAAAGACCGACUUGUAUUGGAAGAGUUGUCUCCCUGUGCUGCCACAGGUAAAGCUGUGGACAUGUCAUACGACCACAAACCAGAGGAUGAGGUGGAACUGGCUCGCAUCAAGAAUGCUGGAGGAAAGGUGACCAUGGAUGGACGGGUCAACGGUGGUCUGAACCUCUCCAGAGCUAUUGGUAUGAGCUGCUUUGUCUGUGACUCUCGGAUGACUAAGGCUGUUUGAAAACCAGAAAUAAAGCUCAAUAUCAGCUGAGUCUGCAUGAAAAAUCACAUCCAGUAAGUUUCAAACUAAAGUUCAUUUUCUUUAAACCAUGACUGUGUCUCCUAGGCGACCACUUCUACAAGAGGAACAAAGCUCUGCCUCCAGAGGAGCAGAUGAUCUCUGCAAUGCCAGAUGUCAAAGUUUUAACACUGAACGAGGACCACGACUUCAUGGUCAUCGCCUGUGACGGCAUCUGGUGAGUUUGACUGACUACCUGUGGUGGAACUAAUAAUAUACCAGUUAGUGGUUGAAUCCACAUGCAGGAUGAGCAUAAAACUGUACAGAGAAAUCUGAAAUAUGGGCAUUUUCCUUGUUAGUGCACAUGCGGUCAGGGUUUUUCUUUUUGCGGUCUGUUUUCAUGUUCACAUUUGAUUGCAGGAACGUGCUGAGCAGUCAGGAAGUGGUGGACUUUAUCAGCGAGAGGAUCAAACCAGACCAGAGUGGCAAAGUCAAAGCCCUGUCAUCCAUAGUGGAAGAGGUGAGUGAGUGAGAGAGAAAGUCCUUCAUACAUGCACAAAACUUCCAUGUGGAAGAAAACUCGUCAGCCAGUGGUUUUGUAAGAACAUUGACAAUCCAAACAGAUUCUUUUUGUCUGAAGUCCUGACAUUUCCCUUUUGUAUUUAAGCUUCUGAAGACGUCAGGCUGUUGGGGAAAAAAAUUAGCUCAAACCAUUUAAAGGUUUAUGCUGAUAUCAGGACAAUAAUCACUUGACUCUAUUCCUGCAAGCAUGUUAACAACAUUGUACAGUGUUCUGUAGCACUUUGCUCAAACUUGGUACAGUCUGAAACAUAAAGUAGUGAACAUUCUCUGUAAACAUUUCUUGUGCUUUUCUGAAUUUAUUGUUCUUGCACUUGCAUGAAAAGCACCAAAAAGAAAACUAGUGAAGGGCUGGAUGGUUCAGGGGUUUUGACGAGAAUGGGAGUUUUGAAACCCAUCCACAUUCACCAUGUUUACAUGUACAGUUUAGCUGAGCAGUUACACCUCGAUUAGGCAAGUUAAGUGGUCUGCUAUCAUUUUCCAAGCCUACAAGCACCGACCAACCAUCGAACUUCAGGUUAAAAGCCUACAGCAAUAAAAGAAAUAUGUGCAUAGUGCUUUGGCAAGUGAGAGUCUGGCUGAGGUGUAUACAUCCUCUCUAUACAUUCAUUUUCAGCCAGACUAACGUCAUACAUGGAUUUUUAACAAGUAAACGUACAGACAAAUAUAAUUAGUUUGGAAAAGAGAGAUAUGCAGUAAGUGUAUCUAACUGUAAACCUCAUCUCUGCAUUCUGGUUCUGAAAUAAAUCAUCACUAACUUGUGGUAUGAAGUAGGUUUGGGUCCGAGACCUUCGGAGGGAAAAUCUAAAUGUUUUAUAUUUUUGCUCUUCUUAAACCUCAUGUGUUCUCCUGCAGCUUCUUGACCACUGUUUGGCACCCGACACAUCUGGAGAUGGGACAGGAUGUGACAACAUGACCUGCAUCAUCAUCACCCUCCGGCCACACCCCUCACCUGCGCAGUCCGACGACACAAAGAAGAGGAAGCAGCCCGAAGAGACAGAAGGGACUGAGCCAGAGGAGAACGGGAACGACAGCAAAAAGGCUAAAAGUGACUAAAUGCAAAGAGAAACUGUAACUGAGAGAGCAGCUGGUCUCCAGCCACUCAUGAUACACCAGAGACACAUUCUCCUCAAUAUAUUCCUGACCUCACAAAACGUCAUCUCCCCUGAAACAGAAUUGACAAACGCUAUAAGAUAUAGCUCUAAAGAUCAUCAGUGUAGUUCGUGCCCUCUGCUCUUGGCGGGCUCUUACUUAAAUCCCCUUCAGUAGUUUUUUUUUGUCUGUUUGCUGGUGUUGGAAAGAAGCUGGAUGUGCUGUACUUCUUCAGAGGAGGCAGACUUGGCAUAUUCCUCAUAUUGAAAGUAUACAAAAGAAGAUGUGGGACAAAGCUGUCUGCAGAGAUUAGUGUAUAUUUCUAAACAUUUUCAGAGACGUUUCCUUCAGAUGUGCGUUGCAAUCUGCUAAAGUUAAAAUCAUUGUUGCUGGUUUGGAUUUUUUGAAAUUUUCCAACAGGGACUAUGGACAGCUCUGGUCUCGACCUGCAUCUGAUUUGCUGUUCACAUUUAACAGUGUGACUUGCAUUACAGCAAAAUUGCAUUAUGAAAUGUGCACGUCUCUUGUCCCUUUAUGAGUUUUGCAAAACUAUUGUGUGUCGACCCCAAAUUACAGAGCUGUCAUUGCGUCCCCUCAAAGUGCCAUGAAGACCAUAAAUUCCUCUUCUGGGCACAUUUAAUGUCCUCCCAAUUAGCUGAGCCCAGAGGAGGGACCUGAGAUGUCAGCAGAGAAGUAAAUAUUGCAUAAAGCUGCUUAAAGUGAUGUAUGGAGAGGAUAUUGGUGUCCCCUAUAGCCCAAAUCUAAAAAAUUGAAGAUGCAGCUAGAAUGUGAGCACUAAUCCAGUGUUGAGUUGAAUGUUUUGGUUCCCUGUUUCACGUUCCUCUCAGAUUUUGACACCACACCACCAGUUUGUCUCUGUUUGGGUCAGUGUACGCGUGAGUCACAGUUGAGACUCCAGCGAGGGGAACUUAAGCAGUUGAGUGAGUUGUCUAGCUGUUCUUGUUUUCCACAUUUUAUGUUUCCCUAUCAACAAGUGAGGAUAUUCUAUUUUUUCAGUCUUUCUUGUCACCAUCAUCCUGCCUUUUGUUUUUUCAUUCCUGCUAUGUGUCUCGUCUUGAUCAAAAACGGUAAAUUUCCAGAGAAAAGAUGCCUGGUUUUGGAGCAUAUUUUUCAGCUGUAAAAAUGUGACAGCAGGGAUCAGGAGAGAGAGAAGUAGUGUUAAAGACCUGGACUGACCUUAAAGCUCAUGUUCAGGACUUUGACCCUUACUCCAGCUAAUUUACUCCCCCUGUCUGACCCCUUUUUUCAUUGUAACACCUUUUUAAGAUCACCUAUAGGACAUGUUUAAAGUUAAAACAAAAAAGUAUUUCCACUCAAAAGUUUAUUUUGAAUACAUUUUCUUGCAGUUUUUAUAAAAAUCUAUGUGAGCACACUAUAAAAUCGCCCUGAGGUUGGACUGCGGAGGAUGCACAAGGUUUUUAUUUUUUUGAGUGGAAAUACGAUUUGACUCUCAGAGCACCGAGACAGUGUAACUGUGUAGACGAUAUGUUUUCUCUAUUUACAGAAGCUUCAUUUAAACCACGUGUGACUGUAAGUUUGUUUCUAGUGUACUAUUUUGUCACCAUGCCCUUUUUCUGUACAUAGUUUUUUCAAUACUUGUAAUUUGAAGAAAAAGAAAAUGCUUUUUCUUUGUAAUUGUGAGUCAACGUGACAUUUUUGGUGCAUACUCUUUUGACACCAGUAUGUAAGUACAUACAAAUACAUUUUUUUAAAUAAUGGGA
This is a messenger RNA of Xyrichtys novacula (pearly razorfish), 9640 nucleotides long. Lineage: Eukaryota; Metazoa; Chordata; Actinopteri; Labriformes; Labridae. The record is from the annotation of a GenBank genome assembly.